AUGGCAGUGAAAGCGCUUGUGAUAUGCUUGUAUAACGAGGUCGUCGCCGUGAGGUUCCGUUCUGUGGACAACCGGAAGGUCAGACCACCUUGUGGUGGUGGCACGACACCGUUUUUCAGUACUGCCUGCAGAUCCGGUGCCGGUUCGUUCGGCCAGGACUUUAAUGCAUCGUUUUUCGUGCAUUCACCGAGCGAACGAACGAACGAACGUCAGCCUUGA
This is a messenger RNA of Soboliphyme baturini, 219 nucleotides long. The record is from the annotation of a GenBank genome assembly. NCBI's taxonomy places the organism in Eukaryota, Metazoa, Nematoda, Enoplea, Dioctophymatida, Soboliphymatidae.